Messenger RNA from Carya illinoinensis, 2511 nucleotides. Its product is annotated as receptor-like protein EIX2. NCBI's taxonomy places the organism in Eukaryota, Viridiplantae, Streptophyta, Magnoliopsida, Fagales, Juglandaceae. The transcript has 3 exons. The record is from RefSeq and is a predicted model, not a curated record. Gene Ontology annotation, molecular function: protein binding. Bases 1 to 2511 code for a protein of 836 amino acids.
AUGAGAGCUUGUUAUCUCCAAUUUCUGCUUCUACUUGGAGUACUCUUAUCAUGCAAUGCAACAAAACUUGGAUUUAGUUUCGAUUUGCGUGAUUCUAAAGUCAGAUGCGUAGAAGAAGAGCGGCAAGCACUGCUCCAAUUCAAACAACACCUUGUUGAUCAUUAUCAUUGGCUGUCGUCUUGGUCUAGUGAUGAAGAUUGUUGCAAGUGGGAAGGAAUUAAAUGCAGCAACAAAACAGGUCAUGUUGUCAUGCUUGAUCUCCAAUCAGAUUAUUGGCAUUAUCGUGAACCUGCAACAACAUAUCUAGAAGGUGAGAUAAGCUCUUCAUUACUUGGAUUGCAAUAUUUGACUUACUUGGACUUAAGUUACAAUAGCUUUUCUGGGAAACCCUUCCCAAAUUUUCUUGGCUCACUCACUAGAUUACAAUAUCUCAAUCUUUCAAGCACCAAUAUAGCCGGAGCCAUUCCACAACAAUUUGGAAAUCUCUCGAGAUUGAUUUCUCUUGAUCUCAGCUGGAAUUAUGAUCUGACGGAGGCACAUAAUCUUGAUUGGUUAAUUCAUCUUUCAUCUUUGACAUAUUUGGAUAUGAGUUCGGUCAACCUCAGCCGAGUAGUCAAUUGGCCCAACAAAGUUAUGAUGCUCCAUUCUUUGACACACUUGAGUCUAAGAGAUUGCAGUCUCUCCACAUUAACGACUCCUCAGUUGCUUUCCAUCAAUGCUAGUACCUCAUCACAACUUCUAUUUCUAGAUCUCUCCAUCAAUUAUGAUCUGAUGGAGGUACAUAGUCUUGAUUGGUUAAUUCAUCUUUCAUCUUUAACACAUUUGGAUAUGGGUUGGGUCAACCUCAGCCAGAAUUUUCAAAUAAGCAAUAAUAGAUUCACGGGGCCAUUGCCUGAGAGUAUUGGAAACUUAUCCAAUCUUAAGACCUUGGCAGUUUAUAACAGUUCCCUCACUGGGGUGAUCCAUGAAGCCCAUUUUUCAAAUCUCAUCAAAUUGAAAGAGUUAUAUCUGGGGUUAAAUUCUUUGAUUUUGAGAUUCGGCGACGAUUGGGUUCCACCAUUCCAACUGGAUUUUAUUUCUUUGAGCUCUUGCAGAUUGGGAUCAGCUUUCCCAAAGUGGCUUCAAAGUCAAAAGAAUUAUUAUUGGCUUGAUAUUUCUGAUGCUGGAAUUUUUGACAUUAUCCCAGCUUGGUUUUGGGACUUUUCUUUCAGGUUAUCUUAUUUAUAUAUGUCUAACAAUCAGUUACAUGGAAACUUGUCAGACUUCUCAUCUGCUAGAUUUAAUGAGUUUGCUUUUAUAGAUUUAAGCACCAACCAUUUUGACGGUUCAAUACCACAUUUUUUAUCGAAUGUGUCAUCACUAGACCUAUCGAAUAAUAGGUUUUCUGGGCCCAUUUCCUUCCUAUGUGAACACAUUACUCCAACGCUAUUGGAGUCUUUAAACCUCUCAAACAAUACAUUGUCUGGAGAGCUUCCAGAUUGUUGGACGUACAUUCGUGACUUGAUUGUUCUCAACUUGGCCAACAACAAUUUUUAUGGAAAAAUACCAGACUCAAUGGGCUCCCUAGUCUCGGUUCAAUUUUUGCAUUUAAGCAACAAUGGACUUGUGGGAAAGAUUCCAACGUCCCUUAAAAAAUGUAGCGAGUUAAUAACCAUUGACUUGGGAGCAAAUAACUUGUCCGGAACAAUACCUCCAUGGAUUGGUGAUAGUUUGCCAAAUUUGGUUAUUCUUAACCUACGAUCUAAUCAGCUUUAUGGAACUUUUCCUUUAAGCCUAUGUCAUCUAUCAUACAUUCAAAUCUUGGACAUUUCUUUGAACAAGAUCGAGGGAACUAUUCCAGAAUGUAUCUCCAAUCUGACUGCAAUGUCUCGUACAAUGGAUACGAUGUCAAGUGCCAUUUAUGCAUAUAAUGGAAGUAGGUCUUAUGAAGACUAUGCAUUCUUGGUAUGGAAAGGAAGAGUGUUUGUGUUCAAAAAUACCUUGGGACUUGUGAAGAUGAUUGAUCUUUCAAAUAACAAAUUACAUGGAGAGAUUCCAGAAGGAAUUACUAACCUUACAGAAUUAAUCGCCUUGAAUUUAUCGAGAAAUAAUUUAUCUGGAUUAAUCACUCCAAAGAUUGGUUUGUUGAGAAAUGUGGAGUCUCUUGAUUUAUCUAGAAACCAAUUUUAUGGUGAAAUCCCAAUGAGCAUUUCCAAUUUAAGUUUUCUUAAUCAGUUGGACUUGUCCGCCAAUGACUUAUCAGGCAAAAUCCCAACAGGAACUCAAAUACAAAGCCUAGAUGCUUCUGCAUUUUUGGGAAAUCCUAAACUAUGUGGCUCUCCACUUCCAAACAAGUGUAUAGAUGAUCUUCAUCCAAGUUUCAUUAACACUCGGGGCGACAAGAAUCAUAACGUUAAGGAAAAUGAUAAUGAUGGAUUUAUAACUAAAGGAUUUUAUGUUGCUGCAACUCUUGGAUUCAUUGGAGGAUUUUGGGGGGUGUCUGUCUAUAACCAUGAUUUUCCUCCACCAUAA